Symbiodinium sp. CCMP2592 is the source of this 1497-nucleotide messenger RNA. NCBI's taxonomy places the organism in Eukaryota, Dinophyceae, Suessiales, Symbiodiniaceae. The record is from the annotation of a GenBank genome assembly.
AUGGACCCCAGCAACCGCAGGGCCUUGCUGCAAGCACUUGGGCUGGGCAUCGAGUUCGCUUUCCAUGGCAAGGUCAUUGUGAACACGAAGCCGAAGAAGGUAUGGUCUCAAGUCCGGCCGCUUCUACAGGACAUCAUCCACAAGGGAUUGGCCAAAAGCCGAGCAUCACUGCCCAGCUCGAUGGACUCUGGACUUGAGAGAUUGACAGAGAAUCUAUCCAGGGAUGCCCUGACAGCUGGAUCAAUGUCGCCGGGGGAGAAGAGCAUCCUCUUGUGGAUGACAGAACCGUCCGCAGCAUGUGUGCGGAAAUGGUUGACCACCAACCACGCAGUCAAUGCCUGUGACCAUGCCGCUUUCUGUGCAGCUAGGAGCAAGCUUGUCAGCCGAAUGUGCAAAUGCAAGCGGGACCCCACAUCAUGUCCAGUGCACACGGAUGCAUCGGUUAGCCUAUCAGAUUUGGUUUGGUGGGCGUCGGAUGCUAUAUUCGAGCACAUACCAUGUGCCGUCCCUACAUUCUCACUUGCAUUAACCGUGAAAUUUUCUGACAAAGCAUCGCUUGCAGCUUCAAACCAAUGUGUGCCACCGUAUUCGCACUUCCUGUGCAAGGAAGAGAGCGUUGCCGGGGAGCCCUUUUGGGUACCGAACAGUGGAGUGCUGGAGGUGUUGAUCCGCCUGCGGGCGGUCUACCUACUCAGGAUGUUGCAGGGAGCUUUGCAGACAGUGGCUCGUGGUGGAGCUGGCAACAAGGAACCAUGCAAGUUCACAGACUUCGUAGCUGCCAAGCUGGAUAAGGUGUGCCACAUGUUGCUGGCAGCAAUUGAAGCCACAGAUUCCGGAAACACCACAGUGCCCGCUACCAGCAGCACAGACAUCCCGACAUCUGCCAAGCUUGAGGUACUUUUGACAACAGUCGUGGCAGAUGAAAGCGAAUGGGCAACCGCAUGGACCAAGCAUCUGACCAAAUGCUUAUCUCUCAUCGAGUUGGGGUUGGCGUCUGACGAUGAGAUCCGGGACAAGAUGCACGCUAUCCAGCUACAGGAGCUCGGCUUGGACGUGCCCAGCAAGUUUCGCUAUUUGCUAGGAGACAGCGUGAAGUCGGAGGUGGCGAGCCCGGCUGCCAAGAAGGCAAGUGCUGGGUUGCAAGGCGACACGUCUGCCAGCGUCAACGGUGGCUCGGUGACCGGGGUGACUGAGGACUUGUCUGUGAGCUCGGUGUAUGUGUUUCACGAGACAAAGGAAGCGAAGUGGAACGUGCUUGACGUGAUGAGUCUUCAGAUGCAGAUUUCGGCUCACUUGCUUGCGAAAGCGCUAUCUGCCGUGGAACGGACAAGCAUGGAGUGUCUCUACAUCAACUAUGCACAGGGAGCCAAGAAUGCAGUGACGGUUGACAUCAGCCAGAUGGAUGAGAACUUCAGCAUUGCAAUGUUCGGUCAAGUGGUUUUGGACGCAGGUCCAAAGCACUCGCACCUCUUGGCGUCUCGCACACGCAAAGUUUGA